Lotus japonicus is the source of this 1179-nucleotide messenger RNA. RefSeq lists its product as uncharacterized. The record is from RefSeq and is a predicted model, not a curated record. The transcript has a single exon. The coding region runs from base 1 to 1179 and encodes 392 amino acids. Gene Ontology annotation, molecular function: zinc ion binding; nucleic acid binding. Lineage: Eukaryota; Viridiplantae; Streptophyta; Magnoliopsida; Fabales; Fabaceae.
AUGGAGGGCAUGCUAACUAAACUAUGGGCUGGGAGAGGUCAGAUUCAAGUGAUCGAUAUGCCUCAGAAUUACUUCCUGGUGCAGUUCUCCGAUGAGGAAGACUACAACCAUGCUUUGUAUGAAGGUCCCUGGAUGGUGGCGAAUCACUAUUUCAUCACCCAGCGGUGGAGGCCUUUCUUUUUGAACAAGGGGAAGCCUGUUGAGAAGGUUGCGGUUUGGAUUAGGAUUCCUGACUUGCCAAUUUUCUUUUACAAUUUGAGUUUCCUCUCUCGGGUUAGAGCGGAGUUGGGCACAAUGCUGAAGGUGGAUCAGUUGACUUCUAUUCAUUCCAGGGGGCAGUUUUCACGUAUAUGUGUGGAGCUUAACCUCAAGAGGAAGCUGGUGCCAACGAUUACUGUGAUGGGGCUGACGUUACACCUCGAGUAUGAAGGAUUACACAUGAUUUGUUUCAAUUGUGGUAGGUAUGGCCACCGCUUGGAGAAUUGCACUGAUCAUCCAGUUGACCAUGGUGGAGGGCAUGCUCCACAUGACGCUGGGAAUGAUACCAGGGGGCAGAAGGAGGCUCCGACGCAGGAUCCGGCCCUGACAACCCCGACGUCAGUGGAGACGGCGACGGAUCAGAUGAUAGUUGUCGGUGUCGGUGAAAUGGGAAACCCUAGUUCUCCAAGUUUAGAAGGUGCCAAUCAUGGAGCGAUGAUUGUGGGAACUGCUGACAAUCAGGAGGAGAGGGGCGCGAAAUCUGAGGAAGCAGUUUUUGGGUCGUGGGUGAUGGUUAAGAGAAGGAAUUUUAGGCGCGGAAAUAAAGGGAACAUUAAUGAUGGGAGAGAUUCCAAAGGAAUUAAUGGAUCCAGGAAUAUUCCACCUAGAGGGCAGCACUCUAAUGCCAAACCAGGUCUGCCUAGAGCGGGCCCACAUAAAAAUAUUUCCAAUGGUGAAAUACAUGUUGCGGGGUCGUCUCCAAAUUCAAAGAAAGGUCCCAAUGGCCCUAUACGUAUUUUGACCCGACCCACUAGUAGUAACGUGGGGGGAAGUUUUCCUUCUGGCCCAGGUUCUUCAAGUGACCCGAAACCUGGCGACGCCAGCGCUGUUAGCACCAUAGACGAUGGGUCCAGUCGGGAUGAGCUUUUGAUAGUACAACCGAUGGUCAUGGACCGGAUUGACUCUGGGGAUACUCCAUAG